AACGGAACAGAAUAUUGUUGACAACUGUGGCUUGUCAGCAAACUUCUCCAGUUUUCUGAACAAUGAAGCUGUCUACAUUAGUUUGGCUUGGCUUUGUAGUGGUUUCGGUUGGUUAUCGUGAGUACUAGCGAACUGCUGAGCUAAUGAGCUGGGUUAGUUAGCCGGUAGGUUAACCGAUUUGACUCAACGCUACAGAGCAUCUGUAGCUUGACGUUAGCUAGCUAGCAGAGCUGAGCUACACAAUUAGCAGAAGCAUGGGCGAUGGCAGUGUCAUUCCUAGGCUCGGCAACAUGAAGGCAUUGCUUGGAAUAGUUGCUGGAGCUGGAGCUUCUUAUGGGUUAUACAAACUUAUCAGCGGAGGAAGCUUCAAAAGAAAUAAGAAAAGUGCCACCAGUGAAAGUCCUAGUGUCAGGAGCAAUCAGCCCAGUGAAGUGACCCUGCAACCGGGAAGCCUGCUGGCUAAAGUGUCUGGACUGGAUGUUGUCUGCCCCCGACCUACGGAUGUUGCAUCAGGUGGCAUCAUCCACCAGUCCCCUGGCAACCUGGAGCCACAGCACCUGAAAAUGCUGCUGUCAUGUCUGCAGACCAGCAAUAAUUCAUCUGACAGAUGUCGGAUUAUGGUUACGUUAGGAAACGCUGCUGCCUUCACUGUGAAUCAGAAUCUAAUACGGGAAUUUGAAGGGAUUCCUGUCAUAGCAGGUUUCCUCUCUGAUCCUGCAGCAGAGGUUAGAGUGCAGACGCUGAAUGCUUUAAAUAAUCUGUGUAUGAACAUCCAAAACCAGGAGCAACUAAAGGUUUAUGUGCCGCAAGUGCUGGAACUGAUUGAGAUGUCACCAGUGAAUUCUGACCUUCAGCUUGGUGCUCUCAGGCUGCUGACAAACCUUUCAGUCACAGACAAACAUCAACACUUGCUGAAAGAAUCCAUUACACUUUUACUGUCUCUACUUGUGGUGAGCAAUGAAGCAUUACAGGUUCAGGCCUUGAGAGUCCUUGUGAAUUUGUCCUCUAAUCCAGAUAUGAUGGAUGACAUUGUUCAAGCUCAGGCUCCAGCUUCUGUUGUGCUACUGUUUGACGCACGAACAGCCUCUACGGUGCUUCUGCGACUGCUGACAUUUGCAGGAAACUUACAGGCUUGGAGGCCCUCGGCUCAAGUAGCUGAUGAACUGAGGCGGAAGCAGGAUUGCCUUUUCCGGGUCAUGUUAGAUGAAUCCUCCCAGCUCCACAGCAGACUGGUCCAGCUCCUUUCACACCCUGAUGGGGAAAUUCAGGCCCAGGUGGCUCGUAUCUUGACAUAGACCUCUAUCUGGAAUCUUGAUCCAUGCAUAGCUUUUGUUUUGACACACUUUGCCAAAGCCAUCAACCUAUCACUCUUCAAGUUAGAUUAUGAAUCUGUUGACAUUAACCAUAUAAAAGAGCAGGCUGUGUAGCUUCCUGUGGAUACUCAGCUUACACUCCCUCAAUCUCUAUUUGUUCCACCUCAUCAGCCACUUUUCUCUGAUUUCCAGUCACUUACACUAUAAUUAACUGAUGAGCAGCGAGUAAACACUAAGCAGGGAGAAACCAUUCAUUCAGUAGAUUAUAAAAACAGGCCACCUUUCCAUGUUUUGUCUUGCCACCAAGAGUUUUCAUCACAUUGCCAGAGACUAUUUUCCUUCAAAUAUCCACAGUGCCCUUUCUUCUGGGACUUUCACCUACUUUCUCUGAAGAUAUUUUCCAGGUGAAAUUUCUGAACCCAAACUCACUGCCAAAAGUUUUCUAGAGAAUGUGUCCAUGUGACUUGUGCAGCAUGAGACAAUACACUACCUUUCUGUGGUUCAGAGAGACACUUAUCAAGAGAAUUGAAGAGGUUUCUUGCUGUACUCCUCAGCAUGCCUUGGAGACACCAGUGAAUGGGUGUACGACAGCUCCAAUCCUCGCUGAUUUAGUGACAUGUUAGAUUUAAAGAUCAAUCUUAUUCCAUUGAAAGCAAGCGCUUUUAUCUAUGUAUUUAAUUUGAGGAAGUGCAUCAUGAUUUUAGAAGAGCCAAAGUGAGGUUACCCUUCAGACCGGUUGGUCCCACUUUCUGUGAUUCUAUAAUAAGAUGAGGGGUUCAGUGUAUCCGGAAGAUUUUGAAGUUGAAACACUGCCUUCCCCGCAUUUAAAAGAGCUAGUUGAGGUGUUAAGGGCAAUUGUUAAGGAGGCCACCUGGGUAAACUUUGCCUUUUGAAGGUACACCAUCCAAAGCUGCCUGGACGGGUUGAUCUGGGAUGUACUGGUGUUGUUGAUUGUCUCAACUGGCCUGCAAAUCCUCCAGGGAAGAGCUGGAGGAAGUUGCACGGGGAAAAGGAUGUCUGGACUGUUACUAUUGUUUUAUAUCUACCACAACAGUCAGAGAGCUUGAAAAUAGAUGGAGGAGUCGUUGACCAUGGGCAAAACAGUAGUGGUAAUAGCCAUGUUAACUGUUUGUGAAAAAAUGUCAUGCAUAUGGUUGUUGAAUGACAACAGUGAUUGAAUGUUAAAUACAAGCCUUGUUAUGCUAUGCACUUACUGUAAUAAGACAGGAUGUAAGUGACAGAUGUGCAUGUUUAGAGGAGGAGGACUGAAGCUGUGGACACAUCUGUUCACUUGUUAAACAAUAUUUACAGAAACGAGGAUGGGUGUAAGUGCAUACCUCUAAUUUGCAUGAAAAAUGAUCUCAGAAUAUGAUUUUUAAUGCAAAGAUUUUAUAGCAUGAGCCAGUCCAGGUGUAUAGAAAUGCUGCACAUUUUUGAUGUUUGGACACUGACCUUAUUUAACCCAAAUCCUAAAUAUGUCUCAGGCAAUAUCGUUUACCAGAACAGAUACCGUGAGAGGUUGAUUUACUUGUUACCUAGAUUAUCAUAUUUAUUUAAAGAAGUUAGUCAGCAUUUUGCCUAUAAAAUGAGAAAUGUGUUUGUUAUGUGUAUUUGAAUGGUUCAAUAAAUACUGUAUGACCUAUAA
This is a messenger RNA of Seriola aureovittata, 2958 nucleotides long. It is a transcript of the gene armc10, whose product is annotated as armadillo repeat containing 10. The transcript is spliced from 6 exons. Lineage: Eukaryota; Metazoa; Chordata; Actinopteri; Carangiformes; Carangidae. The record is from RefSeq and is a predicted model, not a curated record. Gene Ontology annotation, cellular component: mitochondrion. The coding region runs from base 255 to 1295 and encodes 346 amino acids.